Callorhinchus milii (elephant shark) is the source of this 2759-nucleotide messenger RNA. Its product is annotated as neuropilin and tolloid-like protein 2. Gene Ontology annotation, molecular function: protein binding. The record is from RefSeq and is a predicted model, not a curated record. The coding region runs from base 63 to 1646 and encodes 527 amino acids. Lineage: Eukaryota; Metazoa; Chordata; Chondrichthyes; Chimaeriformes; Callorhinchidae. The transcript is spliced from 9 exons.
GGGGGGGGGGACACAGCGGGAGCCCCUCCACCCCGAGCCCCUGAGCUGAUUGACGGGCAGAGAUGUUGGCGCUGAAGAGACGCUUCUUCGUGUUAAAAGUCUGGUCAGUCAUCGUUCUCACCGGGGCGAUAGCAUCCACGCAGAAGACUCGAGAGGGACAGAACAUCGCAGCGCGUCACAAGCCGGCAACGCAGUGCGGCGUUUGGGUUCGGAACGAGAAUGGGGGUUACUUUUCUUCACCCAGUUAUCCCCAAACCUACCCUCCCAACAAGGAAUGCGUCUACAUCCUGGAAGCGGCCCCACGUCAGAGAAUUGAAAUUACCUUCGAUGAACCUUACGACAUCGAAAAGUCCUGGGACUGUAGAUUCGAUAACUUGGAAGUGAGAGAUGGGCCAUUUGGAUUCUCCCAUCUGAUAGACCAAUACUGUGGUCAAAAGAGCCCAGCCGUCAUUAAGUCAACCGGGAGAUUCAUGUGGAUAAAGUUUUCCUCAGACGAGGAACUGGAAGGAAUUGGAUUUCGAGCAAAAUAUUCCUUUGUGCCAGAUCCAGAUUUUAUUUACCUGGGAGGAAUCCUGAAUCCCAUUCCAGCAGACUGCCAGUUUGAACUGGCGGGGGCUGAUGGAAUUAUCCGCUCAAGUCAAGUGGAGCAAGAAGAGAAAAUCAAACCAGGAGAAGCCAUUGACUGCAUUUGGACGAUCAGGGCUCCACCAACGGCUAAAAUUUAUUUGCGCUUUCUUGAAUAUCAAAUGGAUCACUCGAAUGAAUGCAAGAGAAACUUUGUUGCUGUCUAUGACGGGAGCAGUGCUAUUGAAAACCUGAAAGCAAAGUUUUGUAGUACGGUGGCAAAUGAUGUGAUGCUGAAAACUGGCGUUGGAGUGGUCCGCAUGUGGGCUGAUGAGGGCAGCAGGCUGAGCAAAUUCCAAAUGUUGUUUACUUCAUUUGUAGAUCCACCCUGCCAAGACAACACAUUCUUUUGCCACAGUAACAUGUGCAUCAACAAUUCUUUGGUUUGCAAUGGAGUGCAGAACUGUGUCUACCCAUGGGAUGAGAACCAUUGUAAAGAAAAGAAAAAGUCUGGACUCUUUCAUCAGAUUACCAAAACUCAUGGAACUAUCAUUGGUAUUUCUUCAGGCAUCGUUUUGGUGCUUCUUGUCAUUUCUGUGCUUGUACAAGUGAAACAACCUCGGAAAAAAGUUUUGGGUCGGAAAGCAGCUUUUAACAAAUCGGGGUUUCAAGAAGUGUUUGAUCCCCCGCACUAUGAGCUGUUUUCAUUGAGAGAUAAGGAAAUAUCAGCAGAUUUGGCCGAUUUAUCCGAAGACUUCGAGAACUAUCAUAAACUGCGACGAUCCUCAUCCAUUGCUUCCAGGUGCAUCCACGAUCACCACUGUGGCUCACAGCCAUCAAGUAUAAAGCAGAGCAGGACUAAUUUAAGCUCAAUGGAUCUUCCAUUUCGGAAUGACUUCACACAACCACAGCCAAUGAAGACAUUUAAUAGCAGCUUCAAGAAAAGCUGCUAUACUUUAAAACAGUCACAAGACUGUCCAGAGCAAGUCAUAGAAGACAGAGUAAUGGAAGAGAUUCCUUCUGAAAUCUACGUACAUGGGAGAAAUGAUACUGUUCAGCGUUCAAUGUCCAUUGACUUCUGAAGUUUAAUUGCCGUUACACAUGCAUUUCUGGCUUCUUUUUCACUUACCAAGUGCUACUCUGUCACUUCAACAUUUCAUUUAGUGAUUGACAUAGUCCUAAAAGCCACGUCAAUGACAUACAUCAAGCUGGGUCUAUUACCACAGACUGUUUGUCUUGCCUCUGCCCUUCUCUAUGGGAUCAUUUCUGUAAAGUGAACUCCCUGUACAAUUCUUUCUACAAGACCGCUGUGUUCUGAAGCCUGUUAAUAUUGUAUCAUUGGUUGGAAUUACUGAAUGUAAGUACGCAAAGAUUUCUUUUAAAUCUUUUGUAUCAUGCUGUUAGCCCAUUAAUCGUAAUACAGUACUUCACUCCACUGGAGAAAAGCUUUUUGAUUGAUGUAUGAGACAUUGCACUGCAAUUAUUUUAAAAGUAUCACUUUUUUAAAAAAAACUUAAAAAGCAUUUUUUUUGUAGACUUUGCUAUACCCAAUGGUUUUGAAUGGCAGAAUUAUUUUAAACCUUAUUUCCUAAGUUUUUUUUAACACCAGUUAAUUGCACCCAAUUCGGAUUGAACAACCACCUGGAAUGAAUUACCAUUAAUCAAUUGACAGGAUCAUGUAUUUGCAAGUUUAAAUAAAAGGCUUAUUGAAAUGUAAAUGUAGUUCUUGAGUUCUGUGCACAGUAUUCCGAAUGCAACUGUUCUGUAUUACAUGUAUUGAAAAACCUAAUAUUCUACGAAACCUCACCCAAUGUCCACACAUACAUACUUUCAGAGAGACAAAUAUAAUGAUCAAUAUAAUGCUGAAACCUUGAUUUGUCUCUCUCUAGCCUAGUAUGCUGAGGCCAACUGUAGCACCCCAACAGAUAUGUCAGCUGCCAACUCAGUACAGAUUGGGCAUCAAAUUUGGAAUCUUCUUAGUUUUUCUGGCUCAUUUUUUCUCUAGAAAGUUAUGUUAGCAAAUGAGUGAUUGGGUAGGUUAUAUGUUUUCUUUCUAAAGUACCCACUGUAAACAGAUCGAUAACUAGCUAGAACUCUACAAAGAUUGCCUAUAUUCACAUCAUAGCUGUAAGCACAUCAACUGUUUUCAAGCAAUAAACAAGAACAAUGUUGAUUGAGGAUGAGUUAGCAGCAGC